Messenger RNA from Eutrema salsugineum, 1671 nucleotides. Its product is annotated as F-box protein CPR1. Lineage: Eukaryota; Viridiplantae; Streptophyta; Magnoliopsida; Brassicales; Brassicaceae. Gene Ontology annotation, molecular function: protein binding. Bases 159 to 1379 code for a protein of 406 amino acids. The transcript is spliced from 3 exons. The record is from RefSeq and is a predicted model, not a curated record.
CUUCUUUAUCAAAGUGAAAAUAAAACAUUUGUGUAAUAAACAUUUGCGUAUUGUCUACUUUUAUCGCAUUAUCCCAAAUUGUUAUCUUCAUUAGCUGAAGAUCUUAGCGUCUUCUCUCAGUCACUGUUUCUUUCCAUCAUUUGAGAAAAACAGAAAAAAUGGCGAAUAUUCCGAUGGAUAUCAUCACCGAUUUAUUCCUCCGUCUCCCGGCGUCGACGCUAGUCCGAUUCCGCGUCCUCUCGAAGCCUUGCUUCUCUCUAAUCGACAGUCCCGAUUUCAUCGCAUCGCAUCUCAAUCACACACUCCAAACCGGAGACCACCUCAUGAUCUUGCUACGUGGCCCUCGCCUUCUCUGUACGGUGGACAUCGACGCACCGGAUAAAGUCUCCGACGUCGAGCAUCCUUUAAAAGCCGGUGGUCUAACCGAGGUUUUCGGUUCGUGCAACGGUUUGAUCGGUUUAUCGAAUUCACCGACCGAUAUUGCGCUUUUCAAUCCAUCGACCCGGCAAACCCACCGGUUACCGGCUGAGAUCGUCGAUUUCCCGGAGGGUUCGACCACGCGCGGGUAUGUGUUUUACGGAUUAGGUUACGAUUCGGUGAGCGAAGAUUACAAAGUUGUGAGGAUGAUUCAGUGUAAAGGAGGUAAAGCUGAUGAGCUAGUUUUUGGAUUCCCUUAUGAAAUCAAAGUUUUUAGCUUGAAGAAGAAUUCAUGGAAGAGGAUCAAAAGAGUUCUUCCUGCGAUUCAAUUACUGUUCUACUUUUAUUACCAUCUCUUGUAUCGUCGUGGAUAUGGUGUUUUAGCUUGCAAUAGUCUUCACUGGGUUUUGCCAAGAAGACCUGGGCUUAUCGCCUUUAACACGAUUAUAAGAUUCGAUCUUGCCUCUGAGGAGUUUGAGAUCCUCGAUUUCCCUGAGUCUCUUGCUCAUGAGAACAUCGAUAUAGGUGUGUUAGAUGGUUGUCUUUGUUUGAUGUGUAACCACGAGUUUAGCUAUGUUGAUGUUUGGAUCAUGAAGGAGUAUAAAGUUGAAGGAUCUUGGAGUAAGCUGUUUAGAGUUCCUAAACCCAAGAGUGUGGAAUCGUUUGACUUUAUGAGACCUCUGCUUUAUUCCAAGGACAGGGACAAGGUUUUGCUGGAGAUAAACAACGCGAAGCUCGUGUGGUUUGAUCUGGCGAGUAAGAGGUUUAGAAAGCUUAGAAUAAAGGACUGUGAUAGUUCGUAUAGCGUGGAACUGCUUGUGAGUAGCCUUGUUUUGGGAUGUAGAGGUGAUCCUAAUGAAGUUAAGCGCAGGAAAGAACGUAGAGCUCGAGAAGAUAAAUUGAUGCAGCAGAGUAAUAAGAGGGAUGAUUUUCUGUCCAAGGGGUUCAAGCUGGUGUUAUGAGCAAAAGCAAGGAAACUUUAAGAAACCCUAACCCCAUACAAGGUUCAGGCAAAGGCGGAAAGGAUAUAGCUUUAGGUAACUUCAUCAAAAUCCCAUAGGAGAGACUUGGUACUAACUCUCUUAACCAAUGUAUGUAUGUAUGUAUGUGUAUGUAGAAGAUUUGUGCUCUUCUAUGUAGAGUUUGUUCCACGACCGAACACAACUCAAGGUGUAAUUGAGUGUAUAUAAUAAUCGUAUGUAUAUGUAAAACAUUUUCGAGUCUUGUAUGUUGGUAUAUACGAUCUUUGCAUCA